This is a messenger RNA of Ipomoea triloba (trilobed morning glory), 685 nucleotides long. RefSeq names its product 40S ribosomal protein S12-like. Gene Ontology annotation, biological process: translation. Lineage: Eukaryota; Viridiplantae; Streptophyta; Magnoliopsida; Solanales; Convolvulaceae. Gene Ontology annotation, molecular function: structural constituent of ribosome. Gene Ontology annotation, cellular component: cytosolic small ribosomal subunit; ribosome. The transcript is spliced from 5 exons. The coding region runs from base 87 to 512 and encodes 141 amino acids. The record is from RefSeq and is a predicted model, not a curated record.
CUCGUCUUCCUCGUCCUUGCUCGCUCACAGUUUCUUCAGUGCAUUCAUUACAGGACCAAGGCAAAGAACUGAAAUAACAAGAUAAAAUGUCAGGUGAAGAGAAUGUUGCUGCUGAGGCACCUGCUCCUGCUCCGGCUCUCGGUGAGCCCAUGGAUGCAAUGACAGCAUUGCAGCUUGUAUUGAGGAAAUCAUUGGCCCAUGGUGGGUUGGCUCGAGGUCUUCAUCAAGGUGCCAAAGUGAUUGAGAAGCAUGCUGCCCAAUUGUGUGUGUUGGCAGAGGACUGCGAUCAGCCAGAUUAUGUUAAGUUGGUCAAAGCACUUUGUACUGACCACAAUGUGAACCUAAUUACAGUUCCUAGUGCAAAGACACUUGGAGAGUGGGCCGGUCUGUGCAAGAUUGAUUCUGAGGGGAAAGCUAGGAAGGUGGUCGGAUGUUCUUGUGUUGUUGUGAAGGAUUUUGGAGAGGAAACCGAAGGUCUCCAUGUUGUUCAGGAGUAUGUGAAAUCUCACUGACUAGUACUGGCUUUGUAGUUGUAGACUCGUUUGCAGAUUAUCUAUAGUGAUGGCCAAUUUGGCAUUUUGUUUGAGACUUCCUAAGAAUCUAUUUAUAGUUCGAGCACCAUUGACCAAUAAUAUUUGUGGGUUUUGAUGAUUACACUUAAAUUUUAUUGCUCCAUUGCAUUGUA